CUCUUCCUCUCCCCUUCGGGUUUGGGGGUCUCCCCCUCGCCCCGAGGGGAGGAGGCCGGCGGGGGGGCCGACCCCCCCACCGUGGCCAUCGCCAUCCUGGCCCGCAACGCCCAGCAUUCGCUGCCCCACUUCCUGGGGGCGCUGGAGCGCCUGGAGUACCCCAAGGAGCGCAUCUCCAUCUGGUGUGCGACCGACCACAAUGUGGACAACACAACUGAAAUACUACAUGAAUGGCUUACUGCGAUGGAAAGCCACUACCGGUACAUUGAAUGGAGGCCCGUGGAAGAGCCCAGCUCCUAUCCUGACGAACUUGGGCCCAAGCACUGGAGUAACGAGCGCUUUGAACACGUCAUGAGGCUUAAACAGGAGGCGCUGAGCUUUGCCCGAGCGGAACAGGCCGACUACAUUUUGUUUGCCGACACGGACAGCAUCCUGACGAACGAGCAGACCUUGAAGUUCCUCGUGGCCCAGAACCAAUCCGUCGUUGCGCCCAUGUUGGACUCCCAGACGUACUACUCGAACUUCUGGUGCGGGAUCACGCCUCAGGGUUACUACCGCAGGACGGCCGAUUACUUCCCUACGAAGAACCGCCAGCGCGUGGGAUGCUUCCCGGUCCCCAUGGUGUAUGGGGCCUUUUUGAUCGACCUUCGGAAGGCCGACACCGCCCGCCUCGCCUUUUAUCCCCCCCACCCCAGCUACACCUGGCCGUUUGACGACAUCAUUGUCUUCGCCUACGCCUGUCAGGCUGCAGGGGUCCAGAUGUAUUUGUGCAACCAGGAGCGUUUCGGCUACAUCAAUGUCCCUGUGAAGUCACAUCAGACGCUGGAGGACGAACGCAUUAACUUUGUGCACCUGAUCCUGGAGGCGAUGGUGGAUGGGCCACCCAUGUUCCCCUCCAGGAACAUUUACCUCCCCCCGAAGCACCCGACCAAAAUUGGGUUCGAUGAGAUCUUCCUCAUCAACUUGGCGCGGCGUCCGGAUCGGCGGCGGCGCAUGCUGGACGCUCUCCUGGAGCUGGAAAUCGAGCCCACGGUAGUGAACGCCGUGGAUGGAAGCGCCCUGAAUAGCAGCGACAUCAAGAAGCUGGGGGUGGACCUUCUCCCGGGUUAUUACGACCCUUUUUCGCGGAGGACGCUCACCAAAGGCGAGGUGGGCUGCUUCCUUAGCCACCACCAUAUCUGGAAGGAGAUCGUCGAGCGGGGACUGGCACGGUCCGUGGUGCUGGAGGACGACGUGAGGUUCGAGGCUCAUUUCAAGCAGCGGCUCACGAGGCUGAUAGAGGACCUGGCAGAGGCGCAGCUGGAGUGGGACCUGAUCUACCUGGGCAGGAAACAAGUGGACUCGGAGGUCGAGGAACGGGUAGAAGACGUCAGAAACCUCGUGGUCCCCAUGUAUUCCUAUUGGACCCUGGCCUACGUCAUUUCACAGGAGGGAGCUCGGAAACUGAUCGAUGCCCAGCCGCUCUCCAAAAUCUUGCCGGUAGACGAGUUUCUGCCCAUCAUGUACGACAAGCACCCCAAUGAGGAUUACAAAAAGCAUUUCCACCCCCGGGACCUGCGGGCUUUCUCCGUGCACCCCCUCUUGGCCUACCCGACCCACUACACCGGGGACCCUGAGUGGAUGAGCGACACGGAGACCUCCACCGUCUGGGACGACGACGGGCGCAAGACGGGCUGGAGUGGCUCGCAGAAGACCCUGAAAGAUGUGCGGGGUUCGGGCGGGAGCACCUCCGGACAUUCUUUUCACGCCACCUCCAGGGAUGAGUUGUAACGCCUGGCCGGGUUUCUUUCUACACCCCCAUGGAGUUGAGGAAAAGGGAAAAUUCUGGGUGAGCUUCUCCAGCCCCCCCCCAAUCUUCUUCUCUCUCAGGACACACUGUAAUUUGCUUGAACUGGGAACUGUGGUCCGACUGUCCAGCUGAGGCCGGAUCUGCCGUUGUCGAACCUCCCUGGAUGGAUGAGCCGCCUUCCGUCAACCACAAUGGAGGUGCUUUUUGCUCUCACAGCAACAUUUUCAUUCACCAGGACGAUGACAAGAUGGCGGUGAAAGGGCCUUAACUGGGACUCCCUCUGGAUACUUCUUUCCUUCUUCUUCCCUUUUAUGAGGAAGUUGGGACAAUUCUUUCUCUCCAGACUGCCCGAAUGCAGGCUGCUUUGUGCCAUCAACAAUUCCAGUUUCUUGAAAAUGCUAGUUCAGAUAAGUUAUUUGUACAAGGGUUGGGAGUAUUCUGUUCCUCCCCUUACAUUUUCUAGGGGGCUAAAGAAGAGACACUACUUGCCUCCAUAAACCAUCUUGGAGAUGACUGCUUUUUCUUAAAGACUCUGAUUCCAGACGAUGCUGGAGAGAAAAUAAGACUUUCCUUCUCUUACGUGUUCAUCUCAGGUUUUCUUUCCGUUUGCCUGAAACCCACAGACUCUUCAACUCAAAAGUUGUAUUUUUUUAAACACACGCACAUGCGCACACACUGCAAUGAACCAAGUAAAUUGCAGAUUAAACAAGCUCUUAUUUAAAUUUGG
Pogona vitticeps (central bearded dragon) is the source of this 2516-nucleotide messenger RNA. NCBI's taxonomy places the organism in Eukaryota, Metazoa, Chordata, Lepidosauria, Squamata, Agamidae. The record is from RefSeq and is a predicted model, not a curated record.